CACGAAGUUCGCUUUUGCUGCUCGAUCCUUUCGCUUUUGCACGACUCCAUGCACGCCCACAAUGGCCGCCGACGCAGAUGGUAGCGUUGGCAGUGUGCCCCUAGCGCACCUGGCCCUCCUACGUGACAAGUUGCUGCAGGCGCCCGAGACGAAUCGCGCGACUGCAGAGUCUACCGCCAUGUCGAUUUCGCAAUCCCCCAGCAAGAAUACUUCCGUGGGGCUUGCGGCUUCUGUUCCUGAGACGGUGGAUGCGACUCUCACGCCCCAUGCUGCCUCUCUCCGACCGCCACCUCGAAUGGGUGUUUCGAAGUCUGCGACAGGCCCGGAGAUGAAGGCCAUGAUGAAUCCGGCGCAGUCUCAAGAGGCGUCUUUGACGAGAGCGUCGUCUUUUCAUGGAUACCCUGGGGGAGACACGCAGCCUAUGGAGAGCCAGGUGUAUCGCGACUUCAACGCUUCGGUCAUUUUCCCUGCCCUUGUCACGCCUGUCAAGGCUGCAUUCCCUCAGAUGUCGGUGUUUGAAGAGACGUGCGACGAUAAUGGGGUGGAUGUGAGCAAGACGCCACAUACCUGUGCUGAGGGAGAGACGGGAUUCAUUGAUUUGGAGAAUGCCAUGCCGUCUCCGGGCGCGCAGUCUGUGUCUUCUCUGGUCGAAGGGUUCGCCACGAGUCCGCAAACGGCGCUGAGAUUCACGAUGCCUGAGACACCGGCUAUUCCGGGGCAUAAUCGAAGACACAGCAGCGAGAUCCUCACAUCUGUCACCACUGCUCAGAAAUACCCGGCUUUCUCCCAGCUCUUUGGAGGAGGACAUGGAGGAGCAAUGAUGAGCGCCACUCAAGCUUUCAACCAGACUCAGGCACCCUCAUCCCCUAUGCCGGACGUCCCCCGCUCCGAUCCUAUCAUCACCCGCCCUUCGCCUCACCUCAAUCACCACUUUCACACCUCUUCUCCGAUCAUGACCAUGUCGUCGCCAGUAGCGACAAUGCGCCCUUCCACCGCCAGCGAGCCAAGAGAUCGAUACACGAGCAUGCGCGAAUCGCAGGAGAGGAGGGCGGCGCGGCUGCGGGCUGAGAUCGGUGUGGCGCGGGACUUUGACGAUGACAUUCUCGCCGAAGAGGAAGAGGAGGAGAUGGACGGAGAGCGCCUGCGGUUCGAGAUGAAACGCCUGCAGAAAGUCAAGAGCGACCAGGCGCUUGCGGAGUUCGCGCGGUUUCGGGCGCCUUCGCGACAUGGCUCCAGGCCUACGUCGAGUCCGAGGCAGACGCCUAUGAUCGACUUGACGACUCCAGCCACAACGAAGAGAGAUGGUGCCGGUGAUGUCGCGGUUCUUGAGAAGCAUAGUGAUGUGGAGGAUGAUGACGAUGAAAUCGAAGAUGCACUUCCCGAGGACGAGGCGCUCGUGAACGAAGCGCAAAGCGAUGAUGAGUACGAUGAGCUCUCACAGGCCGUGCUUAGAAGCCAGGGCAAUGUUGAUGAGGAAGUCGACGACGUGGAAUCUACUGGGCCGGACGAUGUUAGGGAUGAGCUCGAGGGAUCCAACGAGAACGGUCCUCCCGCGUCACACGUGGAAGAUGGUGGCGAACAGAUCAUGGAGGACCGGCCGGAGUUGGCAACGCAAUUAUCAGCCGUUGCUGAUUCGCAGCCCCAGCAGCAAGAUGGACACCGAGGGAGUCUACGCGCACCUCUCAAGGAACCAUCGUCUAUGGCUUCGUUUGUCCCCGGUUCGCAAUACGCUGGCAAGACGAGCCAGGAUCUGGCACGGCUUCAGUCGCGCAGUAUCCUGAGCAGUCCGCCCCUUCCAAGCAUGAACGCCAGAGCUGCAUCCGUGACCGAAGUCCCAGAAAGCGACUUGCCGCAAUCCGACGACCACCACGACACUUCCUUACGCGCCGCGACAACAACCACCGACUCAAACAGGAACAACAGCAACAACCAAGCCCCCUUCUCCACCGCGCAAACACACGUCUCUUGCGCGGCAACACAGAAGCAAAAUUCAGCCCUCUCGCCCCUCAAAAUCCUUCAAAGCCAGCGAAGCAUGCCCGCUUCGCAAUCCCCUCUCACGGCUGCGGGCGUACGUCGUUUCGCUGACAUCGCCGCUGCGGCCUCUCAGUCACCCCUCAAGGGCGGGCUUGUUGAGAGCGAGGUGAAUGUUGAUGCAAUCAUGGACGAUUUCAUCACUGCUGAGGAUCAGGAGUAUUUGCAGGCUGUGUCUAGUCCGCCUUCUGAGCCGCCGUUGAAACGGCGGAGGAUGGCGAGGGGGCUGGCGAGGAAUGUGGCGGCCGAGUCUGAUGCUGCUAGAGAGCACGCUACUAUGCUUGAGCAAGCGCCUGCUGCAGCUGUCGACGCUGACGAGGUUCGCGAUCGGGAGGUGCAGGUUGCAGCUCCGACGGCGGAACCCUUGAUCGUCAGGGCUCUGCAAGAGAGUCCGAGCAAGGCCAACGAGAUGCUGCCCGCGACGCCAGAGAGUGUGAUGGAACGUGAGAAGGCGGGCUCGAAGGCUGUGUCGCAGCUUCUUUCGAAGAGAGCUAGGAAGCCGACGGAGAAGCUGAGGACGUAUCAGGUAAAGAAGGUGGUCAAGCCGACAUCUGCAAAGGGCAAGAAAACUACUGUCGCUGCGUCGAGUGCUGCGCCAGACGAAAAUGUGACGACGCCAGCCGUUCCCGAAGAUCAAACAAAGGAAGAUCAGAGCGGCGUUGUCGCGCCUGAUGCGGGUGCAGAAAGCACAGGCCCUGUUGUCCAAUCGCCAACUCGGAUCUUCGCCUUCUUCAAAGGCCAGUACAACAAAUACUACCCGGCCACUUGGCUAAGCAUGACCAGCAGCUCGACCCACCGAGUAAAGUUCGACGACACGACGGUGGCAAUCGUCGACGCGCACCACAUCUGCAGACUCGAGCUGCAAGUCAACGACCAGAUCAAAGUCGAUCUUCCAGAUAUGCGUAACAAGACGUGGCUCGUCAAGGCCUUUGGGCCCGCUAUCCAGACCCCGAAAACAAAGGAUCACACUACCGAUGUCUACGGAAGGGCAUUGUUGCAAGUCCAGGCCAAGUCUAGCCGGACGAGCGUCCCUUCGAGUACAGCGGAGUUCCAAGCCGAAGGAGAAGUUGUGGACAUUCCGGUCUCGAGUGUGUACUUGACGCCUACGAUGUGGUCGCACUUCAAGGAUCGUAUGUUCGUCCCGCCAGCCACCUCCGUUGUGGACAGUAGAGCUGCGACGCCAUCGGCGGGUGUUAGAACGCCGGAUGUGACUACUCCCACUUCCCGAGCUCGAAGAGCUGGGCUGCAAACAGGGAAGGCCGGGGAUGCAACGACUUCGCACUUGCGCGAGGUUCCUUUGUCUUCCGCAGCCAGCAAUGACGAGUACGGUCUUUUCUCCGGCAUGGCCUUCGCCAUCUCCUACGGCGCCAACGAUGCCGGGAAAGCCAAUGUGACGCACCUCAUCAUCCGCAACGGCGGUCUCGUGCUCGAGAGCGGCUUCGAUGAGCUCUUCGAUCUGCCAUUCCUCGACGACGCACCUCCGAGUCCGGCAAAGAAAUCGCUUCGCGCAGGAGAGCAAGCCGAGCGUCCGGAAGACGACGACACCGUCGUCCUGAACCUCAAGCCCGAGUACCAGCGCCUAGGCUUCGUCGCGCUGAUUGCCGACCGCCACAGCCGCAGAGCAAAAUAUCUGCAAGCUUUGGCGCUCGGAAUUCCCACCUUGUCGGAACGGUGGAUCACUGACUCGCUGGACCGAUCACGCAAUCCAACUCUGCUGGCCAAAGAGGCCACUGCGACCGUAUUGCCUUGGCCGAAAUACCUCCUUCCAGCCGGCGAGAGCGCGUAUCUAGGCGGCGCCACUCGCUCAAGGACGAUGCUCGAGUACUCCGCGAAAGACGCCGUGCUAGCCAUAACGAUCGAGCAGCGCAGCGUGCUGUUGAAUGCAGAUGAUGGGGUGCUGAUUGUCGUUCCCAAGAAAGGCAAGGCGAGCUGGGAUCGUCGCAAGGCGUAUGCUUUUCUCACGCUUGCGCUGGGCGCUGGGAGGGUCAAGCGUGUGGGAGAUUUAUUUGAGGCGAAGGCUUUGUCGUCGCAUGAUGAUGCAGUGUGGCGGUGGAUCUAUGUUGACGGAGCGGUGGGGGAGGCUGGAGAGGUUGUGAAUGGGAAAGCGGGCAAGAAGAGGAAGCGGGAUGACGAGGGGUCUGCCAAGGCUGGAGGAGGGAAUCUUCUGUCCGUCGGUGAUGGGCGGGUGAAGAUUGUGAAUGAUGAGUUUGUCGUGCAGAGCCUGAUCUUGGGUGCUCUGGCGGACUGAAGAAGGGGGUUCUAUAAUUACAAAGUAAUCGCUUUAAUGCGGAAUAGAAUGCCCAAAAGAGCUUUCCAUCCUUAUCUCAGCCCCAACGGCUUCAAAAUCCUCUCCUUGGUCACAUUCGCCGCGACCUCGCCACCCCUCUGCAACGCCAAC
Molecule: messenger RNA, 4429 nt
Organism: Neohortaea acidophila
Lineage: Eukaryota; Fungi; Ascomycota; Dothideomycetes; Mycosphaerellales; Teratosphaeriaceae
Exons: 2
Coding region: 62-4279 (1405 amino acids)
Biological process (GO): positive regulation of transcription by RNA polymerase II; DNA damage checkpoint signaling
Cellular component (GO): nucleus
Molecular function (GO): histone binding
Source: RefSeq, a predicted model, not a curated record